Molecule: messenger RNA, 879 nt
Organism: Alternaria infectoria
Lineage: Eukaryota; Fungi; Ascomycota; Dothideomycetes; Pleosporales; Pleosporaceae
Exons: 2
Coding region: 1-879 (292 amino acids)
Molecular function (GO): nucleic acid binding
Source: RefSeq, a predicted model, not a curated record
AUGCAAACCGUCACAAACAAUUCUACCAAUCCUAGUGAAGGACGCCAAGCUAAGCCAGUGACGCUCCCGGCGGCUGGUGGAGCUCGUUGGAAAGUUCCUCCCGAUUCUGUCUUCUUUUCGACCAAGCCAAAAGUCUUCAAGUUUGGCUUCCUCCGCAUCCGAAAGGAUCCGUUACAAGAUCGUCAGGACGAGUUCGGCAAGACGUAUCAAGUUUACCCAAGAGAGCAACAUAAAUUCGCCGUGGACGAUGAUUCGGUUACAAAGUACUCCGAUGAGAUCAAACGACAGCUGAAUCGGUGUGGACUCACUGCUAGCGACAUCGACCUUCAGCUUCCUACUGCUCUUCAAGACCUUGAAAUCCGCGAUCUAGAAGCUGCUCUGCAGACUGCCAAAGACGACGCUUACGAUCUGGUCAUCCUCAUGUUACCGAAGCCGAACGUAGGCAUAUACUCACGAUUCAAGACUUUAGCUGAGAGGGCAUCCGGCCUCCAAUCGGUCGUUGUUGUGAGCAAGUUUUCGGCCCCGGACAAAAACUACCUCCUUGCAGAAUGCAUCACCAACAUCAUGAUGAAGAUUAACCUCAAGCUAGGCGGCUUCACACAUUCGGUAAAGGACGUUCAGUCGUAUCUGUCACAGCAGGAUGUUAUGGUGCUUGGUGCUGAUGUAGUUCAUGCGGGGCCAAGUGCAUUCGACGGCUGCCCAUCUAUCGCUUCGAUAGUCGGAUCUGUGGACUACUCAGCGGGUAGAUGUCUUGGCUCUGCACGCCUGCAGCGUAUCGAGAAGGAAGCGAAAGAUGAUAAAGGCAAUGCGAAGCCUGAGCAAAUAACGGAUCGAGAGGUUAGUUUCAUCUCCAGUCUUUCUGUCAAAUCGCUAAACUGA